Messenger RNA from Zingiber officinale, 1423 nucleotides. Its product is annotated as auxin-responsive protein IAA26-like. Gene Ontology annotation, molecular function: protein binding. Gene Ontology annotation, cellular component: nucleus. The record is from RefSeq and is a predicted model, not a curated record. Gene Ontology annotation, biological process: regulation of DNA-templated transcription. The transcript has 6 exons. Lineage: Eukaryota; Viridiplantae; Streptophyta; Magnoliopsida; Zingiberales; Zingiberaceae. Bases 399 to 1280 code for a protein of 293 amino acids.
UAGUGUGAAGUGUGAACCUCUCCUAGCUAGCAGUAGAAUGAAUUGAAUUGGGUCACCUCUCUCAUCUCCAAACAUGGGAGAUAAUAUUCGUCAUCGUUCUUUAUGUAUAUCUUCUGUCUCCUAUUGUUUUUUCUUCUCGACAAGAAAUAAGAUAAUAUCUGAUCAGUAGACUUGUGGGUUAAUCAUGGAGGAGGACCACCACCUCCGGAUUCAUGCCGCCGCCACCGUGAGAGAUGAUAGUGCAUGGAAUGAGGUGCUAAGUUUUCCUUCUGUGAAGUCGCCAGCUUUAACACAAGUCAAAUUCCUUUGUGAUGUCUGACACGGACAUCACCUCAUUCCUGAUAUCACCAUUUUUCUCUCUUUCGCUGUAUUAGAGAUCUCUGAUCAUAUCAUGAUGAAUGGAAGGAUGUAAUACCAACGACCUUAAGAUUCUCUCUUUAAUCCUGUUUCAAUCCCUGAAUUCUUGCUGCUGCUCCUCGUUUAAGCUCCAGUCACCUCACGAAAGAGAAAGGAAUAAAAAGAAGCAAAAGAGUGCUAUAAAAGAGAGAAACAUGGACGAAGAUUUCAAGAACAGAGGGCGUCCGCAGCUGCUUCCGUAUGAGCAAGACUUGGAACUGAGGCUUGGGCUUCCCAGAGGAGAAGACGAGCCUCGAGCCAUUUCAACUUUCAAAGGUCCGAAGCUGAAGCAGCAAGUUGGAUUCCUUCAACUGCAGAGCAUGGAGGUGAAAGAUGAAGCACAUUUCGCAUCUGGAAGUGCAUAUGGUUCCUUGACAAGGACCACCACUGUAUUACUAGUUGGCUGGCCCCCUCUGAGUUCCUUCAGAAAGAACCUAGCUAGGAGCAGCUCACAUAGGCCGCCCAUCGAGUCUGAAAACGAAGAUGUCGCUGUGCCGAAGGUUGAGGAACCGGGCAACAGCAAGAAGAAUUUGCUUGUUAAGAUCAACAUGGACGGCGUCCCGAUUGGAAGGAAAGUAGACUUGAAUGUCCAUGAUAGCUAUGAGAAGCUCUCUUUGGCUGUGGAAGAGCUAUUUGUAGGGCUUCUUGCAGGUAAUCCCCACAGUGAAGGCAAAGCAGCAAAACAGAUGUUUAGGGGCUUGUUAGAUGGUACUGGUGAAUACACUUUGGUUUAUGAAGACAACGAAGGUGACAGAAUGAUUGUUGGGGAUGCUCCUUGGACCAUGUUUUCUUCAGCAAUUAAGAGGUUGAGGGUCAUGAAGACUUCUGAUAUUUCUGCACUGAAAUUUACUUUAAGUCCAUUUGGCGACAUAACCAUCAGAUGAGCAAUAUGCAGAAGGAGAGAAGAGAGUGUUGAGCUUGAUAUUGUUAAAUGAUGUUAGCCAUCUUACAAUGUACUUAGGUGUAAACGAGCCAGCUCGCCUAUUUGGAUCUAGAUUUGAAAAAAAGUUUAUUUUAGUUUAAUUAA